Haliotis rubra (blacklip abalone) is the source of this 757-nucleotide messenger RNA. Its product is annotated as C-type lectin BfL-2-like. The transcript is spliced from 3 exons. The record is from RefSeq and is a predicted model, not a curated record. Lineage: Eukaryota; Metazoa; Mollusca; Gastropoda; Lepetellida; Haliotidae. The coding region runs from base 2 to 547 and encodes 181 amino acids.
CAUGACUUGCCGUUCCUUGUUUUACCAGACCACCUCCAAGACGUGUUACCUGUCAGAUGCAGUUUACACUGAGGGUGACCUCCAGGUUUCAGCUGACAUGCAGUAUCUGAUAUGGAAAAGAGAUGGCUGCGACAAUGGAUACAGCUGGAAUCCAAAACUAGAUCUGUGCUAUAAUAUUGACAGACACCAAAUUAAAUCAUGGAUGGAUGCAGAGAAAACCUGUAUUCAAACUGGUGGACAUCUUCUUAAAGUUGACAACCUCGAAACAAAUCUACUAAUGAACUACCUUGCUGUAAAACGCACAGUAUCCAUCUGGCUUGGCGGUUCUGAUAUACAAGAAGAGGGAACGUGGUUGUGGGCAGACAACUCCUCAAUUAAAUCCUUCUGGUGGAAUACAGAAGGAGGUGAACCUCAAGGACAAACAAACCAGAAUUGCCUAGUACUCUUGUUAAAUUCUGAGGAUCCUGUGAACAGAUGGCACGAUCAGAGGUGUGACAAACGCCACCGUUAUGCAUGUCAGCUACCAGUGGAGCCAAGUCGCUGCUGAAGGUAUACAUGUUAUAACAAAUCUAUAAUGCGUGACACAUGUAUUGGUUUCGUGUGCAUGUCAAUAGCACUAUAAACAAUACAUCGACUCCAUCAUUACUUACUACUUGUCAGCUAGUUAUGCAGAAAAUUGUUUUAAUCUGAUUAUUCUCUAUUGUUGGCGUUUUGAAUUUACUCUUAUCAAUGAAGACAAUAAAGAUAUCAAAUUCUC